Molecule: messenger RNA, 1167 nt
Organism: Ceraceosorus bombacis
Lineage: Eukaryota; Fungi; Basidiomycota; Exobasidiomycetes; Ceraceosorales; Ceraceosoraceae
Source: the annotation of a GenBank genome assembly
AUGUCGUCCAGUAACUGCAACAACGAGCAAUCGCAGGUGCAAGAGGAGGAGCUGCAACAAACCUCUUCUUCCUCUUCGCUCUUCUCAUCCUUGUCCGAUGCAUUCUCUUCCUUGAUGACUCCGGUCUACGCUGACGAGGUGAGUCUCCGUCGGGUCGCGGCAAGGAUUUCAGCCACGAGCGGUGGCCAGGGACAGCUCUGACUAGGAUUUCAUGUGUCAUGCGACACUUUGUAGGACAAGGAGGAGGAGUCUGAGGAGGGGCAAUCUGGAGAAGAGGGCGGCGAGGUGAGUGAUUGACAAGUAGAGAAUGUGUAAGUAGCGCAAUGGAUCGAAGGCUGACAAGUGCGUACGCUCCAUUGGCGAUUUGCGUUCCUCAGGAGGGUGGCGAGGAAGGAGGCGAGGCAGAAGAGGAGGAGGAGGAGGAGGAGCCAGAGGAUGUGAGUGCUCAGGCAGGCGAGCAUGUAGUGUAGCGAUGAUGGUGCGAAGACAUGAUCUGACGAAUGUUGAGCGUCAUUUGCUCUCGGUCCACUCCACUUGCGCAGGAGUACCCCGCUAUUUACGAAGGUGAGUCGCUAGCAUUGAAAGGCUGCUAAAAUAGGGGGAAGCAAUGUAUGCUCACCGUGCCUAGCGCGCAUCUUCUGACUCCAGAAUGCGAGAACUCAAAGGGCUGCGCACCUGCCAAGCACCACUUCGAGGAGUGCCAGCAAAGAGUGCAGGAUGGCAAGGGCUUCAAGGACGAGAAUUGCGUCGAGGAGUUCUGUGAGUCCGCAGAAGUGUUUUGAGUCUCGCUGUCUUGGGAUUGAGAUGAAGAGGCAGAGGCAGAAUAAUCGGCAAGUCUAGCACGUCGAUGAAGAGGCAAAGCUGUGAUGUGCAGGGUCAAGGCCAGACAAACGGGGGGUAGCUUGUACUUCUGCGCAGCUCCGCCAACCCAAAGGGCCGCCCGUCAGCUUGAACGCGUUUCAGCUGCUGAUACUACGUUUGCUGAUCUCGUCAUACUCGUUUUCCUCUUCAUGCUCAGUCCACUUGGCGCACUGCGCUUCAGAGUGCAGCGCUCCGUGAGUCAUCAACAUCGGAAGCAUCACGCUCGUUCUCGGCAUCUUGUGCUAAUAUGCUGUCCGGCGCGACGCUCUUCUGGCCUACAGUCGUAUCUUUAGCAAGCUGCGUUAA